UAGUCUCACAAAAAAAUACUGUAAACUUAUGCGCUGUCGUUUGGAAUCAUACUGAUAAGAAUUCUGUUCGACACUCGACACGCCAGAUCUGCAAAUCGGAUUAGCGCUGUCGAAAACCGCCGUUUGCGGCGGUAAAACUUGUCUCUGCAUCUUCAUUUUUGAUAAUCAAGAGUUUUAUCGGGCUUAAUUCUCUGUAUUGAGAAUAUCUAGGGCAACACUGAAAGGAAAGGCCAAAAACUCGAGUUCCCAAUGGAAGAGUUGGAGCAGUGGAAGGAACAACUUUCUCACUUGUCGCAUCUGGCCAUGGAUCGUCUUCGCGAGGUUCCCCCGAAUCAGCUCUACGCUGCUGCUGCCAUCGCGAUUUUCACAACGCUGCUUCUUCUCUCUGUACGUUUGUUCAAGCGGUCAAAGUCAAACACCAUUGUGUUGACGGGGCUCAGUGGGAGUGGAAAAACUGUUAUUUUCUAUCAGCUUAGGGAUGGCUCUACUCAUGAGGGUACCGUUACAUCAAUGGAGCCUAAUGAAGAUACUUUUAUUCUUCACAAUGAGAAAACAAGGAAGGGCAAGAUAAAACCUGUUCAUAUUGUUGAUGUUCCUGGCCAUUCUCGGCUCCGACCCAAACUGGAUGAGUACUUGCCUCAAGCAGCUGGGAUAGUUUUUGUGGUUGACGCUUUGGAUUUUUUACCGAACUGUCGAGCUGCUUCAGAGUAUCUGUAUGAUCUAUUGACUAAAGGAAGUGUUGUGAGGAAGAAGAUUCCAGUGCUUAUUCUCUGCAACAAAACAGACAAAGUCACUGCUCAUACAAAAGAGUUUAUCCGAAGACAGAUGGAGAAGGAAAUAGACAAAUUUCGGGCAUCAAGAAGUGCGAUAUCAGAUGCUGACAUUGCAAAUGAGUUCACCCUGGGGGUACCUGGUGAGCCAUUUUCUUUUACCCAGUGCUCUAACAAAGUAACAGCGGCAGAUGCUUCUGGUUUAACUGGGGAAAUAUCUCAGCUGGAAGAGUUUAUCAGAGAACAUGUAAAGCAAUAAGCUAGAUAUUGCGUUUAAAGCUCACGGAUUUUUGUUGAGUUAGUGAAUGGGGUAGUGCUGUUUAUCUUGGUUGUACUUAUUCCAAGUGCUGUCUGGACGAGUAGAGGCUUAAAAGAAAAGGGAUUUUGGGGAGUAGGAAUCAAUGAGGAUUUAUUUCAUUGUAGGUUCUGGUACAUUGAUCGGAUUAUAAUUUUUCGUUUAAUUGUAUCGCUACUUGUAUUUACCUUA
Molecule: messenger RNA, 1257 nt
Organism: Vigna angularis (adzuki bean)
Lineage: Eukaryota; Viridiplantae; Streptophyta; Magnoliopsida; Fabales; Fabaceae
Exons: 6
Coding region: 250-1029 (259 amino acids)
Biological process (GO): protein targeting to ER
Cellular component (GO): signal recognition particle receptor complex
Source: RefSeq, a predicted model, not a curated record